UACAUCUCUGAGGAACACUGGCUGUCAGUGUGUUUUUUUCCAAGUUGUGUUUUAAGAAUAUUUAGUCAUUUGGGGUGUCUUGCUACUGAACAAAACAUUCUCCAACUUGCUAUGGCCCCAUUCCCUCUUGUGAACCGGCGCCACGUGGGAUGUCCUGGGGGAAGUCCACAACUCCGAGUUGUCCUCCCCGCCCUUAUUAUUAGCUUGAGCCCCACCCCUGGACCGAUAACAGCCGCCGAAGGGUAUCGCUGUCUUGCAGAGGCCAGCGUGUGUGUUGAUGAUGGCGAACCUGUACCCACCGAAGAUCAGCCCGACCCUGAUGACCCCGGACCCUCACUACAUCCCCGGCACAAGUACCAUCUCGGACAAAGCUAUGGCAAGUUAACAUCUAAACUACUCAGAAAUCCUGCAAUAAGACAUUCUGGGCAAUUGCUUCUCCAGCCAAACCUGUAUAGAGAAACCAACUAUAACAUGGAAACCAAGCAAAAUCCAACUCUACUUCAAAGUUAUAAAGCCAGCAGGAAGGCACAAAAACUGACCGACUCAGUGGUUUCUGGAUACACAGGUUUUAUUCCCAGAAGUAAGGGGUAUUUUUCAAAAACCUUCACUGAAACCUGCAUGGAUGCAUUUGCAGAGUUUGAAAGGGAACAGCUUAAAGCUGCAUCAAAGAAACAAGAAAUGGAAUUGAUAAAUGCAUUACAGACAGGGAAAACUGCAGGGAUGACUGAGCAGGAGAAGAAACUUCUAACAGUCAAGUAUAGGACACCUUUUACUGCAAUUACCAGCAAUCCCAUACUUUAUGAUUCAUCACGUUCUCAUAAAAUACUGACCUCUCCGUACUUAAUGGAAAAUGAAGACCCUAAUAAACAUUUUAUGUCUGGGUACAAAGGAUAUGUACCUCGUGCCCGAUUCCUGCUUGGCUCCGGGUACCCUACCAUCACAAACUAUGCCUUGAUCGAAUUCAACCAAAUGCUUAAUAAAUCAAAAGCUGCCUUAAACUCUGUGAAACAGAAUGAAAUAUUUCCACAGAUUUAUCCCUCAAAACUCGGAAUGCUGCCAUGUACCAGGAUUUAAGUAUCAAUUUGGUCACCUUACCCAGGAUGCACUGGGAUUGAGCACCAUUCAGAAACAAAUGGUGGUUUGAAAACCUAAUGGAGCAAAUCUCAUAACUGUGAUCAACAUUCAGGAAAUAAAAUAAACUGUAUGUUUUGGUUUACAAAUUGCAAACAUAUAACUUGAGCAUUGACAGCAUGCAGGAAGUACAAAUAACCAGAAUUCUUGCUUCUGAACAUAGCCAAUUAUUUUUUUAUUUAGAGGUACAGGAUGGAAACGGGUCCUCCUGAUCCAACGAGGCCACGCUGUCCAAUUAUACCCAUGUGACCAAUUAACAUAGAAACA
Messenger RNA from Mobula hypostoma (lesser devil ray), 1398 nucleotides. It is a transcript of the gene cimip2b, whose product is annotated as ciliary microtubule inner protein 2B. The coding region runs from base 112 to 1074 and encodes 320 amino acids. The record is from RefSeq and is a predicted model, not a curated record. The transcript is spliced from 6 exons. NCBI's taxonomy places the organism in Eukaryota, Metazoa, Chordata, Chondrichthyes, Myliobatiformes, Myliobatidae.